This is a messenger RNA of Musa acuminata AAA Group (dessert banana), 610 nucleotides long. RefSeq names its product photosystem II reaction center W protein, chloroplastic-like. The transcript is spliced from 2 exons. The record is from RefSeq and is a predicted model, not a curated record. Gene Ontology annotation, cellular component: photosystem II; chloroplast; chloroplast thylakoid membrane. Lineage: Eukaryota; Viridiplantae; Streptophyta; Magnoliopsida; Zingiberales; Musaceae. Gene Ontology annotation, biological process: photosynthesis; photosystem II stabilization. The coding region runs from base 92 to 475 and encodes 127 amino acids.
GCAUGGCCGUCUUCUACUCCCUUAAACGACACCAUAAUACCCUCACAAGUACCACAGAGAAGCUCCACCCCCGAGGGAGAAGGCGGAAAUAAUGGCUACCAUUGGCACCACAGCACCAACCUCAACCUUCGUCCGCACCGCCGUUCCCAGGCGGCCGACCGCCGUCUCCUCGCCAGCGAUCGGUUUGCCUCGGCUGGGAGGCAGGGGCGGGAGGGUGAAGUGCUCGACGGAGGCGAAGCCGUCGGCCGGAGCGGGGGCGUCGAUGCUUGCGGCGGCGAGCGUGAUGGCGGUUUCGAACCCGGUCCUGGCGCUGGUGGACGACAGGAUGAGCACGGAGGGGACGGGGCUGAGCUUGGGGAUCAGCAACAACCUGCUGGGAUGGAUAUUAGUGGGUGUGUUUGCCCUCAUCUGGGCUCUCUUCUUUGUGUACACUUCCACCCUGGAGGAAGAUGAUGACUCUGCACUCUCCCUUUAAGCUCUCACGUAUAUAUAGGCUUUGCCAUGGAAAUCAUUGGAAGCAUGCAUGCUCGGUUGAGGACCGGUGUAUGAUCUGAAUGCUUGUAUGGAAACACUUCAUGCUGUUCCCUAAUUUGAAGUUCUAUUAAUCGUA